Psylliodes chrysocephalus is the source of this 4638-nucleotide messenger RNA. The record is from the annotation of a GenBank genome assembly. NCBI's taxonomy places the organism in Eukaryota, Metazoa, Arthropoda, Insecta, Coleoptera, Chrysomelidae.
GUAAACGGAGGUUCCCCAGCAGAAAGAGCAGGUCUUGUGGCAGGCGAUUCAGUAAUUAAGAUAAAUAACGUAGACGUCUUCAAUUUAAGGCACAAGGAUGCCCAGGAUGUAGUAGUUAGAGCUGGACAUGGUUUCGAAAUGACCAUACAACGAGGUGGAUCUACUUGGAAGCCUUCAGUUAUCCCUACGGGUUCAAUAUAUUCACCCACGACCAAUGUUAACAAUGUCAGUCCAGUAACUAGGACCUCUUUGUCGGCGAAACAAUCUGAUAAUAUCGGAAGCAUCGGCACAGGACAUAAUUUAUCAGCAAAACCUUUUAAUCCUCAGGUUAAUGGUGCAGUAAACGGAGGAUCAAAAUUAGUCAAUAAACAGUACAAUACCCCCUUAAAAUUAUAUUCCGAAGAAAGUAUAGCAGAAACUCUCUCAGCUCAGACAGAAGUUCUUUCGACAGGAGCUUUAGGUGUAAAUUUCAAGAAAAACGAAAGAAACUACGACUCGUCUAACAGUGAAGUUCUGAGAGCAUUGAAAGAAGCUGAAAGCGAUCCAAAUUAUCACGAUCAAGUUAUUCGCCCCGAUUACUAUUCGACACAUAGCCACGCGAUCGGCGGUCGAAAGUCGACGACUCCGAAACCGAACUUAACCGAACAGACCCGAUCGAUCGCUGUCGACACAUCCGAACAGGGUGUAACCCCUAAGCCUACGCCAGAGGGCGCUACGAUUUGCACUGAUUGCGAAUGCGUCAUAGUUGGUGUAUUCGUAAGGAUAAAGGACAAAAAUUUACACGUAGAGUGUUUUAAAUGUUCAACGUGUGGUACAUCAUUGAAGAACGUUGGAUACUAUAACAUCGGCAACAAACUAUACUGCGAUAUCCAUGCUAAGGCAGCUGCUCUUAAGCACCAAGCUAAUCCAAAUUUGGUACCAGUAACUGUUCCUCCAGGAGGCAAAGCACCGGUUCAUGCAAUCUCAUCAGCCCUUUCAAGCCAUUCUUAUCCAACUUCAUCUCCACUAUCACCCAAAUCGAACUUUGGUGGUACACCAUAUCAGUCAUCGAGCUUUUCUGGUCCCAAACCAUUCUCAAAUGUGAGUGCUCCACUUUCUUCGCACAACACAUUACCAAGAGCAGCUCCGUUGUCUCCGGUAGCACCAGCGCAAUCUUUUAACCAUUCUUAUACUCCUUCUGCGUACAGCCCAUCAUCAGUCCAGGUUGCUGAAAAUAUUAUUUGGCCUCCUCCUCAAUUUGAACCCGAAGUUCCAACCGCUUGUCCGUUGUUUUAUCCCCCACCGUCCCAAAUAGAACAGAAGAUAAUCAGCAAACGGAAAGAAAAAGAAGAACAGCAUACAGAAGACGAAGAGGACUGUUUGGAAAUAAAAGAAAUCAAUGGUAUGUCUCGCUUUUUACCAAAUCCUUCAUGGGAAUUCUCUAGUGGAAGGAGAAGUGCCGAACAAGUAAAAGGCAGUUUGUCAGAAACAAUCGAUAAUCAAAUAUUAGUAGAAAAUAUUGUUAAAACUAGAAUACCCCCACCUGUACCUCCUAUCGAGAGAGAUAUUUCAAUAUACCAAAACCUUGAACAAAGGCCUACAAUUCCAGAUACAGAAAAAUCUUGCCCAUUUUCAAUACCAGAUGAUAUAUGCUGCAAAAGAAAAAAUAGUUGUGACUUAAACAAAUCGUCAGGACAAAAUUCAUCAAACGUAGCGGUAAGUCCAAAUUUACCAGUUCCUCGAAAGUGGGAAUCACCUCUUACACAGGCUAUUAGAACCACUUCUCCCGAUAAAGAUACUUUUGCUUGCAUUCCUACAAAACACUCAUCGAGCGCCAUGGCGACAGCAUUAUCUGUAGCACCUUUAGAACCUUUUAAACCGGCUUCAACAAACGAAGAACCCGUUCCUCUACCAGAGGAAACCGAGCCAUAUUUCCCACCAGAAAGACCUGUUUUAGCAGAAAAAAAUACCAAUACUCCGGUACCACCUAUUAGAAAGAAGUAUGGGCCUUCUGAUAAACUACUUGAAGAUCUUCCUAAGCCUGAGGGAAAAUUAUGUAUGUUGGAUGCACUUACAACUGCUUCUGAAAGACCAUAUUCUCCAUUUAUUGAACCUCUUCCUCAAGAAGAGAAAGUGGAAAAAAAUAAGAAAUAUAAUUUUUAUAAUCCUCUAAAACCUGAUGUAUUGCCAGCAUCUUUUGAUACACAUAAAAAAGCAGCUGUACCGCCAGGUUACUAUCCUCCUUCAGUUCUCUACGAAAGAACCGAAGAAAGUAAAAGUGAAGAAAAGUUGGAAGAAAGUAGUAUGACACAUACUAAAACUGUAGAAAGACAAACAGUACAAAAUCCUGAAAUUCAAGUAAUUUUAGAUCAAAACCAAAACCAAGCGGCACAGCAGUUAGCUCCACUAUUUCAUGGCUUUUCUUGUUCAUUUCAAAACAAAGGGGAUAUUUCGCAAUUUUCUGUUGACGUUAGAACUACACCUCCUAUAAUGUCUCCACCACCUGUUAUCCCAACAGUUAAAAGUAUUGAAAAACCAGGAUAUAUUCAAACAGAAAUUAUAACAGAAGCUAAAAGUGAGAAGCAACAAACCAAAAGAAAAGAGGAAGAAAAGAAAACAGUUCAAAAAAAAGAACAAGUUACAUUAAAACCGGCAGUAAAACAAGCAGAGACAGUGGUUCCAAUCAAAGCAGUGCCCCAAGUAUCUUUACACAAACCAACGCAAUUACCUCAGUACCAGGUUGAACUAUCAGCUGAAGCAGAAUCAGAGUUAAUUUUAUUCGAGAAAAAAAGGCAAGCUGAAUUAAGAAUAGAACAACAAAGGCAAGAAAAUAAAGUGCAUGCUUCUCAUAUUACUCAGCAUACUCCUUCUUAUGAAAAAGUUAAACUUCCUGCUAUUAAAGUGGAAGUAGAAGAUGAUAGGACAUUCAAACCUGUAUCAGAAGAACGUCCACCAAGUCAUUCUUUCUCUCCAAGGCCAGGUUCUAGCACACCUAGUAGAAUUGGUAAUAAACCUCCUCCAAUAUUGCCCUACUAUCAAGCUAAUCUAGUUCCGCAAUAUAUGUCAGCCACUCACAGCAACGUAUUUGAUCCUAAAAGUCCUGCUGUAUCAAGAUCGCCAAGUCCUUGCCCAGAACGUAGUACUUCACCUGGAGUAAAAAGUAAUGUUAGAUCUGUUUCUCCAGCUCCCGGGCCACCAGAGAAUCCUCUAAAAUCUUCUAAACCUUUACCGAAUCCUGAAAGCAUUAGAGUUGAUCAAGCUCGAGAAAGUUUAAAAGGUUACUUACCAGAUUAUAAGACACAGAGAGAUUAUAUUGAAGAAAUUCAAGGAAUGGAUUUCCAAAAUAGGGCUUCAGAUGAAAAUUCACAGAUCUACACGUCUGUAGUUCAAACCCAGAACUACCCAACCUAUCCGAUACAAGAACAAACAAUUGCUUUACAGCGAUCCGAUUUCUUGGAAGCUCAAAGAUCUGAAAAGAGUAUUGCGCACCAAGGUGAUACCUAUAUAUCAACAUCCAGGGAAGAACAAAUGAAGCAAGCUCACUUAGAACAACUUAAAAAGUCUCAAAGUCACUCAAUAGAACAAUCAGCAGAUGGUUUAAAACAGAUACAAAGGAAGAGGACGGUUACUGAAGAAUAUGAACGAACUCAAAAGGAAGUUAAUAUUCAAAUUGAAAAAAAUGUGAGCAGCACUAGGAAAUACCCAUUUUCUGGUAGCGUAAAUGCACCUUCUGUAGAAGUUUCAAAUGUUAGGGGACAUAUGACAGAUCCCCAAAGAAUGUCGUCUUCUUUCUUAAAAUCUGGAUGUUCGCAGAUAGAAGGUUGCCUUAAACAGCGAAUGCAAACUCAACCAACUGCCAGUUUAGCACAACCAGCUACCUUAGCUCAAUCAGCUGUUUCAGCUCAAUCUGCACCCGCUGCUUUCGCUUCAAACAAGCAUGGCUCAGCAAUAAGCUCUGUAAAAUCAGUUAUUCCCCCUGGAACUCCUAAAAAACCUAAUGUUUCCUCUGUUUCUACCCAACCUGAUACAGGUGCUACAAGUGGACGUCAAUCUGGAGGUGUUAAGGUUGCUCCUAGGCGCGGGCGCGGUAUUUUAAAUCCUGCUGCCAUUGGAGGAGCUAGAAUUCCUCUAUGUGGUAACUGCAACUCGCAAGUCAGGGGGCCAUUCAUAACAGCUCUUGGAAAAAUCUGGUGCCCGAAUCACUUUAUUUGUUCCACUCCGUCUUGCAGAAGACCCCUUCAAGAUAUUGGAUUUGUCGAAGAACGUGGACAGCUGUAUUGCGAGUACUGCUUUGAGCAGUACCUUGCACCCCCUUGCUCCAAAUGCAGUGGAAAGAUUAAAGGGGAUUGCUUAAAAGCCAUUGGAAAAAACUUCCAUCCUGAAUGCUUCAAUUGCACGUACUGCGGAAAACUCUUUGGAAAUUCGCCCUUCUUUUUGGAAGACGGCAGCCCAUAUUGCGAAGCCGAUUGGAAUGAAUUGUUCACUACAAAAUGUUAUGCUUGUGCAUUCCCUAUUGAGGCUGGAGAUCGUUGGGUAGAAGCUCUUAGCAACAAUUAUCACAGUCAGUGCUUCAAUUGCACGAUGUGUAAGAAAAAUUUGGAAGGACAGAGCUUCUUCGCUAAGGGAGGACGUCCAUUCUGCAAAAACCACGCACGUUAA